This is a messenger RNA of Varroa destructor (honeybee mite), 3064 nucleotides long. Its product is annotated as WD repeat and coiled-coil-containing protein-like. NCBI's taxonomy places the organism in Eukaryota, Metazoa, Arthropoda, Arachnida, Mesostigmata, Varroidae. The record is from RefSeq and is a predicted model, not a curated record. Gene Ontology annotation, molecular function: kinase binding.
UUCUCGGAGAGGUAGGGCUUUCUGUGGGCGCCGUGCGGCUAUGCCCUGCCAUCCCUCUGCUGCUGCUGCCACUGCCGCUUCUGGACGGCCAUAACAUCGAGAUAGCAAGCCUGAGCAGACUGAAGCAGGCAGCAGACAGUGAGCGGAAGGCCAGGCUCGGGGGCUGAAUGGGUCCGUCCUAGGCAGCCUUGAAGAGCGAUCCGAAGGUACAACGAUCUCUUCCUUUUCGAGUGGGAUUGAUUCCUCCUCAAUCACCGUCCAACCGAGUGAAGGCUCUGUUUGCAAGGUCCUGCCAUUCGGCCAACUAGAGUCUGGACCAUACAGAUCACUCUGAUCUGUUUGAUUUGUUCUAACCCACCAUCUGAAAAAACCACCACCUUUCUCAGCGUGUGAGUGAACGGCCAGUCAGGCCAAAUCAAGUAGCUGCAAUUCCCACUCGUUGGUUAUCUGAAAGUACGUGCACGAAGCGAAUCGGAAAUCCCCCUUUUUGAGCAAUAUAUUGCACACUUUUUAAAGGAAAGAAUUAGUGAAUGUGAGAAUGCAAAUGAUACCUGCUGCUAUUGAAGCGAUGUGGGCCAUGUGAUGUGCAAUUGCUUAUCACGCUGCUGCUGAUGCUACUCUAUGAGGUGGCGUGCGCGCUAAGAUGCGAUGAUGAGGUCGGUUUUAGAGUACCGCGUUGCGCUAUGGUCGAGUUUCUUCUGCGGUUGUUGAAUAUAUGUGCAAGCACAGAUAGUGCAUAGUAUUGAAAAGUGGACGACUGGUAAAUGAACUAACUGCGCGCCGGACUGGGACUGACCGCGUAAGAAGACAACAAAGCUGAGCACCGCCGCCAUUAUCUUGAUCGCGAUUUGAGGGCCCGCGCGGGCCCCGGGGGCUAUGGAGCUCUCGCGUUGCCGCAUCCGCCGCGCGGGCAGCAACGCCCUCAAAAACUGUUUCUACUGUACGGUGGGGCUUAUAUGGGCGGAUGGGGACUGCGUUUUCAUCACGCCGCUACAGCCGCCCAAAAAUGCGGUUGUACCUCAUGGAGGCCAUGGAGGCCAUGGAGGCCACGGACAAGUGCAUUUUUGUAGACAUCAGGUGCUCGGACUCUUUCGAAUCGUGCACGGACUUUGCUACUCCAGCCCUAAAAAGUGGCCUCCAUACAUCUCGGUUUUGGCUGAACGCGUAGAUGAUGGCUCCCUGGAAUUAUCCAUUUGGCGGAUGAAUGGCACGGUGGGAGGAACGCUUUCUUUUUCGAAAUGGUGCGUGCUGGCACUACCUCAAUUACCAGUCCUUCAGGGAUAUCUAUGGCACCCAGAAAGGGACGUAUUUUGUCUUGUCUUUAAGGAUUCCGCGCGAAUCUACGUAAUUAACGAGGAAAGUAGCGAACUGCAGGAGGUGAAGACUAUUACGCCGUUCGCUGGCUCACGAUUUGUCUGUGGCACCUGGAGCAAGAACGGGAAGAGACUCAUUCUCGCCACGGAGUCCACACUCGUGUUCUACAAUAUCCCGUGCGCGGACAUGGAACAGGCGGAAAUGGAGGUUAUCCUGGGUCUGGAGCGGGUGUGUUGUAUCGAAAGUAUGGAGGGUGAACGUUUUGUGUGCACCGUCGAGCUACCAAUGGAACAAGUGGUUGUACGCAGUCGCUCUGAGCGUUGUUUACUUGAACAGCAGCAACAGGCCCACUCGAGGGGUGGUUUGGACGCAAUUCUUAGCAUACAUUCUGACGGAGGAAUUGAAGGUGGCUCUCAGCUAUUUUUACUCCAGUGGAAUCCCGAGACGGAUAAACCUGAAGUACGCAGUUGGGACGAAUUAUUUGGUAUACUAUCUCCGGACCUAUUAGCAGUUGAGCCUUCUACGGGGCUUAUCGUAGUUGGAUCCAAUUUAUCGCACACACUUUAUGUCUAUGGUGUGGCCGACGAACAGCUUGAGAAGCUGCACGAUAUUAACCUGCCACGUGAAGAACGACCAAAGGGCGUUACGAUACACAACCAGGAGGCGCUGUUGAUGAUCGCCAAAGGGGUAGUGCCGGACGAUCGACUUCCGCUAAAUCCGUUACCCCGCCCGGAGUUCAUAGAGUACGAAGUACUUUUGCAGUCGAUCCCAUUGUCGACGGGCUCUUCGUCCGCAGCUCCGUCCGCCUGCACCCUUCGUACUCUGCUUGGCCAGCACGCUAAAAGUUCUGUAUCGCUAGAUUCGACGAUCUCAGAUGGAGGGCCCGGCGUGCGGGCCAGAGCGGCAUCAACGGCCAGCUCGAGUCACAUGCUCAACAGGGCCCACCACGUAGACGGUGUGCUCCCGUUGGGAAGUGACUCGCAGCCGUCGUCCACGAUGACUUGGCCCCGCGGUCUGCUCGGUGAUCUCAAGACGCAUCUUCAACAGACGAGCGGUCCGCCACCUCAACGGCCCAUGAGCGCCCACGCCAACCAUCACCACCACCAGGGACCGGCUGCUCAUUCUUCGCACUUAGGUGCCCAGUCCGAGGGACAUCUGGCGGCAUCCGCGCCACAAGGAGGCAAACUUCUGGAUGACCUGAACAGUCUGCUGCACUUUCACGACGGAGUGCGUGACUCGAACCACGUGACAAAUGACAUGAUGGAUCUGCAGUCGCUCUUAUCUGGCGCGGGGAUCUCGUCGGAUGCCCUUGGAGCUGUUGGAGAUGACCCCGAUUAUCGGAAGCUGGCCGGCUUCCAUGAAGAGUUAUUCAAACGAGGAUCCCCCGGACAUGAUCUGGGGACGGUGGGAGCGGAUGUGCGAAGGAACAUGGACCGAGGGAGCCACACACUUCCUCGGGAGCACGGUCGGGAUCGAGAGAAUCACCAGAGGUCGGACCCGUACCCCGGAGACAAUGGAAUCUCCGCCAAUAAUGCAUCCAACUUCAACGCUAUCUCUGCCCGACUGGUCUCCCUAGAGGACUCCCUAACUGGGCUGACACGCACACAGGCGCGCGAGCUGCAGGAAAUUAAGAACGAGCUAUCAGCAAUUCGCCGCCUGCUCAUCUCAGUGCUGUUCCACGUGCUGCCGGGAGAGGCGAGAUCGGACGCCGUGUCUAAGUACACGUAACACUGCUGUAAUUCAACCUAUA